AUGAGAGGAUUGUCGAAGUCGCCUAUUUGCUUUAUUCUCAUUCUCGCGCUCCAUCUCAGUAAUGGCGAUCUAAGAUAUUCAGUUCCAGAGGAGAUGAAACGAGGAUAUGUUGUGGGAAACCCAGCUAAGGAUCUCCGACUGGACGCUAAAACACUUGUGUCCAGGAAUGCACGUUUGGAUGCAGACGGCGUCAGUAAACGUUUUAGUGAGCUAGAUACACGGACUGGAGCCCUUAUUGUUUCGGAGCCCGGAGACAGAGAGGAGCUCUGCGGCUCGCGUCAGAUGUGUCUUCUUAAAUACGAAUUGGUCCUAGAGAAACCGUUAGAGCUUCAUAGCGUUGUUGUGCAAAUUCAGGAUAUAAAUGAUAAUGCACCACAAUUUUCCUCCGAUAAAAUUAAACUCGAAAUUAGCGAGUCCGCAGUUAAGGGGACUACUUUUUUCUUGGGAGAAGCCCACGAUGCAGAUUUAGGACAAAACGCAGUUCAGGGAUAUUCUCUUGGAAGAAACGGUCAUUUCUCUUUACAUGUCGGUACAAAUUCAGACGGAGGAAACUACGCAGAGUUAGUACUUGAUAAAGAACUCGAUCGCGAGAAAGAGCAGGAGGUUACAUUGUUUCUAACAGCCACAGAUGGUGGGGAUCCGGAAAGGUCAGGCACCGCCGUUAUACAUGUUACUGUGCUGGAUGCUAACGAUAAUUCUCCCGUGUUUACUCAACCUGUGUAUAAAGUAAAUCUACCAGAAAAUGCCCCUAUGGGCACGGUCGUAGUAAGCGUGAACGCGACAGAUGCAGACGCGGGUGUAAAUGGAGAAGUAAUGUACGAGUUUAGUCGAAUGUCUGAUAAAGCUGCUAGGAUAUUUUCACUGGACAAGCUUAAUGGUGAAAUUAAGGUGACCGGUCCUGUAGAUUUCGAGGAAGAGUCUUACUAUGAAAUGCGUGUACAGGCAAAAGAUGGGCUGGGAUCGGCCUCUGACGCAAAAGUGGUUGUCGAAGUCACUGACGUGAACGAUAACAGUCCGAAGAUUGUCAUUAAGUCCCUCAUCAACCCGUUCCCUGAAAACGUCAUUCCUGGGACAGAGGUGGGCAUCGUCAACGUUCAGGACGAAGACUCCGGGCAAAAUCGUCAGGUCCGUUGUUUCAUUCAAGAAAAUGUUCCUUUUAAAUUAAAUCCGUCGAUAAAGAAUUAUUAUUCCAUAAUCAUAACAACUGGGGUGGAUCGUGAAAUAGUUUCAUAUUUUAAUAUAACUAUUAUUGCUGUAGAUGAGGGAACACCAGCAUUGUCUUCAUCUAAAUCUAUUCAUUUAUCAGUUUCUGAUGUCAAUGACAACCCACCUGUAUUUGAAAAGAUAGAUUAUGGUGCUUAUAUGACUGAGAACAACAAACCAGGCACCUCUAUCUGUUCUGUUAGUGCGAGAGACCCAGACUGGAGGCAGAAUGGUACAGUACUGUAUUCUCUGGUGUCCAGUGAGGUCAAUGGUGUUCCAGUGUCCUCAUUUAUAUCCAUUAAUGCAGACACAGGGGUGAUCCAUGCUGUGAGGUCAUUUGACUAUGAGCAGUUCAGAAACUUCAAAGUCCAGGUUGUAGCCAGAGACAAUGGCUCUCCUCCACUCAGCAGUAAUGUGACUGUGAGUGUGUUCAUAACAGAUGAGAAUGAUAACUCUCCACAGAUAUUAUACCCUGCACCUGAGGGAAAGUCUUUAAUGACUGAGAUGGUCCCUAAAGCUUCUCUGUCAGGCUCUCUGGUCUCCAAGGUGAUUGCUGUGGAUGCUGACUCAGGACAGAAUGCAUGGCUGUCAUAUCAGAUUGUGAAGUCUACUGAUCCAGGACUUUUCACCAUUGGUCUCCAUAGUGGAGAGAUCAGGGCACUGAGGGACAUUACUGAAUCUGACAGCAUGAAGCAAAACCUUGUUAUCUCAGUGAAAGAUAAUGGACAACCUCCUCUCUCUGCUACCUGUUCUGUUUAUUUACUUAUUUCUGACAACCUUGCUGAAGUUCCAGAACUUAAAGACAUGACUUAUGAGGAGAGCAACUCCAAACUAACAUCUUAUUUGAUCAUCGCACUCGUUUCUGUGUCCACCUUCUUUCUGACUUUCAUUAUUCUGAUCCUGGCUGUGAGGUUUUGUCACAAGAGAAAGCCCAGACUGUUGUUUGAUGGAGCAGUCGCCAUUCCCAGUGCGUAUCUCCCUCCCAACUAUGCAGAGGUGGAGGGAGCUGGAACUCUCCGCAGUUCUUACAAUUAUGACACGUAUCUAACAACAGGCUCACGCACCAGUGACUUCAAAUUUGUCGCAUCAUAUAAUGAGAACACACUGCCUUCAACUCAUACCCUCAACAGGAUUCAAAAUCAAUUUGAUCCAUUUGAAGAGAACUUAUUCACUGUUGCUUCAUCCGAUUCUAAGUCCCGAUUUAAGCGCUAA
Molecule: messenger RNA, 2415 nt
Organism: Electrophorus electricus (electric eel)
Lineage: Eukaryota; Metazoa; Chordata; Actinopteri; Gymnotiformes; Gymnotidae
Source: RefSeq, a predicted model, not a curated record